AAGAAAGGCUUUUUGGUAAAUUAUCCAGGUUUAGAGAACCUCUUACUCGUCUAGAGGGUUACCAGAAACCGUUAGGAGAUCACAGUAGUGGUAAGAGAGUAAGGACUGUAAGGUGAGGACGAAACCUUAUCUUUGCAGUUGCAGACAUGGCAGGUACUUCUCUACCUUCAUCUCUCCUCAGCCAAGGACCUUCGUUACUCUUCUCUACUUCGAAUCAGGUCUCAGAAGCUAAAUGUGGUUUUGUGAUAUCAUCUGGAAAACGUGGUCUUGUUCGUUGUUUGGCUAAGAAGAAAAUCAGUUUUGUCGAUCAGAUUCUCGAUUAUAUCGAAGGCGGUCCGAAGCUUAGGAAAUGGUAUGGAGCGCCUGAACUUCGGCCAAAGGAUGGAUCUUUAAGUGGAGACGACGAUGAAUUUAAAGAGGAAGAAGAUAAUGAUCUUGAUGGAGACAAAGACGCUGUUUUUGUAACGGAUGGAGACAGUGAUUUGGGUCAGAUGAUUAUACUGCAACUGAUUGUGAAAGGGAGUCGAGUUAAAGCACUUGUGAAGGAUAAAAGAAAGGCUUUAGAUGCCUUUGGAGCUUAUGUUGAGUUGACGUCUGGAGAUGCAAGCGACGAGCGUUUCUUAAGGAAAGCUUUUAAAGGCGUUGGUGCAAUCAUAUCCCCAACUGAAGGUUUCCUAUCUAAUGUCAAGAGUUUAAGAGGUGUGAAACAUGCAGUUCUCUUGUCUCAGUUGUCUGUUUAUGAAAACAGCGGUGGAAUUCAAGCUAUGAUGAAUAACAAAGCGAAAAAACAGGCCGAGCAAGAUGAAAACGCUGUUAUAUCUUCGAAUGUCCCUUACACAAUCAUAAGAACAGGCAAGCUGGAGAGCAGUCCUGGAGGGAAUCAAGGCUUCAACUUCAGCGCCGGUGCUGCAGCUAAAGGAAGCAUAAGCAAGGAAGAUGCUGCUCGUAUAUGUGUUGAAGCUCUAAGUGUGAUCCCACCAACAGGGUUAAUAUUUGAGGUCACGAAUGGAGAAGAAGUUGUAUCCGACUGGGAAGGACAAUUGAUGAAAGUGAUGCAGAGACAGAGUGAAAAGAAGUAGUAAGCUUCAAAGUGGAGUUGAAGAGAACAUCAUAUUAUAUACAUCAUCAUUGUCUAUCUCUACAACAUCUUUCUGUUGAUGUAGAUAAGAAAUUAUUUCCUUCAUAUUUUGAUAUGGGUCUCAAGAACCUUUGAAAGUCUUAAAAUUAUAAGUUUUUCCGUCUCUUGUACUCAUCAAAGUUAUUAAUUUUCAUUCUCUGUAAGGAGCAA
Molecule: messenger RNA, 1288 nt
Organism: Capsella rubella
Lineage: Eukaryota; Viridiplantae; Streptophyta; Magnoliopsida; Brassicales; Brassicaceae
Exons: 9
Coding region: 147-1079 (310 amino acids)
Cellular component (GO): chloroplast
Source: RefSeq, a predicted model, not a curated record